AUGGCCAUGAAUAUAGGAACGCCGCGCCUCGAGGAUCUGCUAGUACCGCUGCUCACUUCUUUAUCCGUCGCUGCCCUUUCCAGAACCCCUCCAACCACGUUGCUCCCCCUUCUAUCGCCAAUUCUACGUCAACGAGUCCAUGUCCUUUCAUCGUCCUCCUCAGAUCCAUGGCUUCCCCUCCUCUGUUAUGAUGAAAAGAUUGCAGCAAAGCUAGAAGAUCUAGCCCUCUCCGCCGAAAUGGAGCCUCAUCCCAUCUCCGGCCAGGUCGAAGUUGACUGGGAGAGGGAGGCCGAGACACGCUUCCAGCGAAUCGAUACGGAGACCCUCGACGCAAUGGUAUCGAUCCCUAAGCUAAGUCUAUCGGUCAAAUUAGUAUGGUGUACUAAUGAUCCUCCCGGACUUGAUGGUCCUGAUGGUUGGCGAAUUGGUGAGGUGCGGGCCGGCGAGCCCGUGGAUUACACGUGGGGUACAUCGUCAUUGUCCCGUGCUGAAGAAGAAUUCCAAUUAAAAUACAUACAACAUGUGGAGUUACAACAGGACAAUAGCAUUGUCGGCAUUCCACUCGUACCUGAAUUAGAAGACGACAACGUUGAGGACGAUAGUACAUAUUGGGCUCAAUAUGACGAAACUUCUCCUAAAACGUCUGCUACCAAUACUUCUCAGUCUCCUGAAGCUUUUAAAAAUGGUAGCAGCCUUGAUUGUGGGGAUGAUGAAUUUUAUAAACUCUACUCAAGCGUACAGCCGGCAUUGGAUAACCAUGACCCGGACGAAGCUAUCACCAACAAUGAUCCAGGCAUCUCGCGUGGCCCAAAUCAGAUCACUAAUCUCCUAGCGCCAUCUAGGCCUAUAUUUCCGACGACUUCCCAAAAUAACCAUCAAGGUAGAAUCAACGGUCAAACUUGUUCCCCCCCACCUUUUGGCAAUUCCUAUUACUCGCACAUGGGUCCAGACGCCUCUCACAAUCUGAACACUGCACAAAUAACUUCAAAAAAUGGAUCAGAUUCUCAGCUGAAGCCCCCAAGGGAAACUGCUAUUACAGACUAUAUUAGAGUCAGUGUAAAAAAUAUGUAUAGCUUAGCAUGCGCUACAGGUAUCGACCGUGAAGGAUUUGAACAGAUUGUACUAACAGAGAUGAAAGCUCUACACUUGAUGAGUGUAGCUUCUGAAUCAUAG
Molecule: messenger RNA, 1173 nt
Organism: Blumeria graminis f. sp. triticale
Lineage: Eukaryota; Fungi; Ascomycota; Leotiomycetes; Helotiales; Erysiphaceae
Source: the annotation of a GenBank genome assembly